Phacochoerus africanus (Common warthog) is the source of this 2850-nucleotide messenger RNA. It is a transcript of the gene ZCCHC8, whose product is annotated as zinc finger CCHC-type containing 8. Gene Ontology annotation, molecular function: zinc ion binding; RNA binding. Gene Ontology annotation, cellular component: catalytic step 2 spliceosome. The coding region runs from base 131 to 2248 and encodes 705 amino acids. The record is from RefSeq and is a predicted model, not a curated record. The transcript has 14 exons. NCBI's taxonomy places the organism in Eukaryota, Metazoa, Chordata, Mammalia, Artiodactyla, Suidae.
ACGUUUAGGAGGAAACCCUACUGGGUGGCUUAGAUCGGCCGGAGCCGGGAGAGCGGUGCCGCCCAACAACCUUGGCCGCCGGCCGGGUGACCAGCUCCGCCUCUUCUCGUGUCUUUUCCCACAGCCCAAAAUGGCGGCGGAGGUGGAUUUUGGAGAUCUAGAGCUGUUCGAGGCGUUUGACCACGCCGAGGAGUCGAUUCCGAAGCCCGUUCACACCCGCUUCAAGGAAGACGACGGCGACGAGGAGGAUGAGAAUGGAGUCGGCGACGCGGAGCUCCGGGAACGGCUUCGGCAGUGCGAGGAAACCGUCGAGCAGCUCCGCGCCGAGAAUCAGGAACUUAAAAGAAAAUUGAACAUUCUCACUCGACCAAGUGGAAUAUUGGUGAACAAUACUAAGUUAGAUGGACCUUUAUUACAGAUUCUAUUUAUGAACAAUGUUAUUUCAAAGCAAUAUCAUCAAGAAAUAGAGGAAUUUGUAUCAAAUUUAGUAAAAAGAUUUGAGGAACAGCAGAAAAAUGAUGUGGAAAAGACUUCCUUUAAUCUUUUGCCCCAGCCAUCCAGUGUUAUGCUACAAGAGGACCAUAAAGUAGAAGAAUCCAGUGACGUUCAAAACAACAAGGAAGCUUUUAGUGUUGUAGGAAGUGUCCUGUAUUUUACUAAUUUUUGCCUUGAUAAAUUGGGGCAACCGCUACUAAAUGAAAACCCUCAGCUUACGGAAGGAUGGGAAAUACCCAAGUACCAGCAAGUCUUCAGCCACAUUGUUUCUCUAGAAGGGCAAGAAAUACAAGUAAAGGCAAAAAGGCCAAAGCCUCACUGUUUCAAUUGUGGUUCUGAAGAGCAUCAAAUGAAAGAUUGCCCAAUGCCUCGGAAUGCUGCUCGAAUAAGUGAGAAGAGAAAAGAGUAUAUGGAUGCCUGUGGUGAGACAAACAAUCAGAAUUUUCAGCAGCGAUACCAUGCAGAAGAAGUAGAAGAAAGAUUUGGAAGGUUCAAGCCAGGAGUUAUUAGUGAGGAACUUCAAGAUGCACUGGGUGUGACAGACAAGAGUCUCCCACCUUUUAUAUAUCGAAUGCGCCAGCUAGGAUACCCACCAGGCUGGCUUAAAGAGGCUGAACUAGAGAACUCAGGGCUUGCACUCUACGAUGGCAAAGAUGGUGCUGAUGGAGAAACAGAAGCUGGAGAAGUACAACAAAAUAAAAGUGUCACUUAUGAUCUCUCGAAAUUGGUAAACUAUCCAGGUUUUAAUAUAUCUACUCCCAGAGGAAUUCCAGAUGAAUGGAGGAUGUUCGGUUCCAUACCAAUGCAGGCAUGUCAGCAGAAAGACGUGUUUGCCAGUUACCUAACUUCUAACUUUCAAGCGCCAAGUGUAAGGUCCAACAGCAAGAGGGCUUCAUCUCAGUCCAGCCCCAGCAGUCCAAAGAAGCAGAAGAAGGAGGGCAGCUUGGCAGCCUCACCCGCCGACAUGGAGCUCGACUCAGAUGCAGAGGUCCCAAGCAGUGAAGCGUUUCAGUUUCAGCCCCCGCUGCCCCCUGGCACUCCUCCCCCUCUACCCCAGGGCACCCCUCCACCCACCUUCACCCCUCCGCUCCCCAAGGGCACCCCACCACUGACUCCCAGUGACUCACCCCAGACCAGAGCGGCGUCUGUGACUAUGGAUGAGGAUGCACUGACUUUGGAGGAACUUGAAGAACAGCAGAGGCGGAUAUGGGCGGCCCUGGAGCAGGCAGAGAGCGUCAACAGUGAUUCUGACAUUCCCGUUGACACACCUCUAACUGGGAAUUCGGUUGCCUCUUCACCUUGUCCGAAUGAGCUCGAGCUCCCUGCCCUGGAGGAAAAACCAUCUGAGAAGCAGAUGCCAGAUGAGGCUGAGGUACCAGACACGUGUACAAAGAAAUCAGAGGUUGAACAGUGCUCAAGUCCAGAUUCUGAGGCUGCCUUGCUCGACCAGAAGGAAAAGGAAGCUUCUGCUCAGGUCAGCUGCAAAGACGCUCCCCUCGGUAAUGGCAGCGUCGAGUCAAACUGUGCCAUCAGCAAUGGAGGUGGCAGCCAGAAGCUCCUUCACGUGGACACCAGUCCUGCCACGGCCCCUAAAAUCCACAGUCCCAUCCCUGACAUGAGCAAGUUUGCAACCGGAAUAACGCCGUUCGAGUUUGAGAACAUGGCGGAAUCUACUGGAAUGUACCUCAGGAUAAGAAACUUGUUAAAGAACUCACCUCGAAACCAGCAAAAAAACAAAAAAACUUCUGAAUAACUGACAAAAUACCAAGAGCUAUUUAAUUAUCUAUAACUGUGCAUUCCGGUGAUUAGUUCUAGGUGGACAGGUGGAGUUGUUCUCCUUGUCCCUCUCAUGUUGAAAAAUCUAUCCAAGGCUUAAUCGUGGUCUAAAGUCAGGCCUCUUUUAAAGAACGGAAAAACUGUGCUUGCUGGUUUACUAUAUUUUAUUCUCACUGAUAAAAACUCAAAAGAGGGAGAUGUAAGUAUGGUUUAGAGAUAGUUAAGGUUUCUACUAUUUUUGAAUCGUGAGUGUCUGUCAAGAGUGGUGAUUUUUAUCUGUCUUUUGUACAUUGUUUUCCCUUUCUACACUUUGCUAAUUAUCCUGUAUGUAAGUUUAAUAUAUCACUUUUUAAAAGAAAAAAAUCCUAACCAUUUAAAAUUCAUAUUUCAACUCUGACAACCAAAUGAGAAAAAUCAGGGAUGAACAGCUUUAUCCCAUUUGGGGUAUUUUUGUAAGUAAUUUACAUGCAUCAAUUUUAAUAACACUUUUACUUUUUUGUAACUUCAUUCUUCAUAUAAGCUUGCUAUACAGGUAUGUUCAUCUUUGUGUACAAAGUUUAAUAAAUUAGUUUUCAUAUA